AUGACAUCUUUUAGAAAUACAAACACAUUCAAAUCUAAAUUUUUAUCUCAAAACAAUGACUAUUCUACUUUUUUCAAUCAAGAAUCAAACACAUCCCGAUUUCAUAAAUUCCAAACAACCGAAAAACAAGCAAAUAAUCAUUUUUUAAGAAAUAAUAACAGGGCUACCUCCAAAGAAUUUUCCAACAGAGAAAAAACUCCUGAAGAAGAGAUUAUUAUCCGUUUAACUACUUUGCCAAAAUCAUUAUAUUCUUCUACAUCAUCACCUUCGUUUUUAGCGCAUACUCCAUCUAGUGAUAUGGAAAGACUCGAAAAAGCUUGCAAAUCCGCUAUAUCAUCUAAAAAGCAGCAGAAAUCGGAAUCGUUUUUACCAUUAUCUUAUACAUUAUAUAAUAAAUCCAAAUCUCCCGAAAAUAAAAGUAUUAGAAAUAUUUCACCUGGUAUUCAAACCUAUGAGGAUUUAGAAAAUUUUAAAGAAAGUAUAUCUAUAAAAUCACCGAACUCAUCUCAAUGCUUUGUCAAACUUUCAAAUAAUAUUUCGCCUAUUUAUCCUCCCUAUGAUCAUAUGGAAAACUAUAUACCACUACCUGAUCUUAUGCCAGAUUCAAGGGCAUCUACCUCUAGUUCUGAAGAAAGCGAAAUAAAACUUAUUCAUUCAACCCCAUUAUAUAAAACUAUAACAGAACAUCCAGAGCAUGCUGUUAAGAAAAAAGACUCACCAUAUAAUAUUCUAAAAGAAAUAGCACAAUAUAAUGAAAAUUCAGAGCAUGAAAUUUCACACGCAGAAUUAGAUAAAGAAUCUAGAAGCAUUUUUUGCGAAAAAACAAACAAUACAAAAAUAAAUAAUUCUUAUAAAAGGAAUAAUAUUCAUGAAAAUAUCCUAUAUUCUCCAGAAAAUAGAAAACUAUCCAAUAUUGCUGAUCUUACUAUGGAUAGAACUAUAAAACUUUUUGGACCAGGCGCAUGGAAAACUACACCACAGUCUCGGCCAUAUAUUGAAACAUUAUCAAAUUUACAUGCUUCUGAAAAGCAAAAUAAAUAUUCUGAUGUUUUAGAAACUCAAAAUGAAAAUCAUCAACGGCUUACAAAAAUGCUAUUACUUUUACAAAAAGAGCUGAAAAGUACAAUUAUUAACGUAGAAGAACUAGAACUUAAAAUACAAAAAUUUGAAGAAGAAUCUAAGAAUAAGGUCUCUAUUUCAAAAGAAGAUAUCUUAGAACUUCAACUUUUAUAUAAGAAUAAAAAAAUGAAAACCAAAAAACGUAUUUUGUAUUGUAUAAAGCACAUUUGUUUUGUAGUAUGUAUUAUACUUUUAACUGUAAAUAUUAUAAAAUGGGUACUACCUAUACCUAAAACUUACUCAGAACUACCAUUAUAUCAGACAUGGCCAACUUAA
Molecule: messenger RNA, 1395 nt
Organism: Pneumocystis jirovecii RU7
Lineage: Eukaryota; Fungi; Ascomycota; Pneumocystomycetes; Pneumocystales; Pneumocystaceae
Exons: 4
Coding region: 1-1395 (464 amino acids)
Source: RefSeq, a predicted model, not a curated record